Messenger RNA from Actinia tenebrosa (Australian red waratah sea anemone), 1181 nucleotides. Its product is annotated as metal cation symporter ZIP14-like. Gene Ontology annotation, biological process: intracellular monoatomic cation homeostasis; zinc ion import across plasma membrane. The record is from RefSeq and is a predicted model, not a curated record. Gene Ontology annotation, molecular function: monoatomic cation:bicarbonate symporter activity; zinc ion transmembrane transporter activity. Gene Ontology annotation, cellular component: plasma membrane. NCBI's taxonomy places the organism in Eukaryota, Metazoa, Cnidaria, Anthozoa, Actiniaria, Actiniidae.
AAAUUCAGCUCAAUUUGGAGGACAUAACAAUAAGUUACUAAUUCUCAGGAGAUUGAAAUUCUUUUGUUUURUCCUCCAAAUUGAGCUGCUUUGACGUCACAUGCAAGUGGCUUAUAAAUGGAUUGCAUAUAAAUUUUGCCUGAACAAUAAUCUAGUACCUACCCCUCCCCUCCUAACUGAUAACGGUGACAUUUCUCGAAGUAGACUAGCGUAAACACAAGGCUAAAAGGUCUCGAAAUAACGGAUUAUCUAUCAGAAAACUUUGGUAAUUCGUUCAGAUCUCAUGAUCGCACUUCUUCGCGACCUUCUUCUACAAUGGUUCUCUUGUACCGAAGCUCGUGGACAUCUCAGCUGUUUGUCUUUAUUUUUGUUAUAUUACUCGUCCCUAUUCACAGUAAUUACAGAGCGCAUCAUGUGUCGCACAGUGGAAUUCGAAGUGCCAAUGUUGUUUCGCCUGAAGAUUUUACCGACGAACUGUUCGAAAAGUAUGGCAGUAAUGGCUCUUUGGAUGAUACACAGUUAAAAACAAUGUUCGAGAACUUGGGGAUCGGUAAAGAUAACGAAAAAACUGCUAACAAUCACGCUGGUGUCAAUGAAAGGUGCUUUUCAAGUUCCAGUCUUCUAGAUGUAUUUUCAGUCAACAAGACAGCAUUGAAUAAACAAAACUUCAACAAGAUUUGUCCAGCAAUUGUACAACAGAUAGAUAGUCAGAAAUGUAGUGCAGCUUUUUCAACAUCAACGUACGAUGGCAUUAGCACAGCACUUGCUAUAUUCUGUGAGGAGUUGCCUCAUGAACUUGGUGAUUUUGCAGUCCUUCUCAAUGCUGGCAUGUCUUAUAAACAGGCAUUAUUGUGUAACUUUCUCUCAGCAUGUACAUGCUUCAUUGGUUUGGUUGUUGGACUGUUGCUAGGAUACUCAACAUCAGCUGUCAAGUGGAUCUAUGCUCUUGCAGGAGGAAUGUUCCUUUACAUCUCAUUGGUGGACAUGCUUCAAGAAGCAACAGAGAUUUCAUGUAAAGAAGGUGAAGGAUCGAUUAAGAAAAACCUGAAGACAUUUGCUCUACAGUCCUUUGGAAUACUGUUUGGUUUUGUAGUCAUGUUAAUAUUAGCAUUAUAUGCUGAAGGAAUUUCAAUCUGAUGUAAACAUUCAACAGCUUUAACAGCAUUUAACAGUUUUGCCCC